AUGGGCGCAGAACCGGACACGCAGCGCGAAUCGACGCUGGACGAAUCGGUCCAAGUGGCCGAUGCGUACGACGACGACGAGGAGUCGCAGUACGCAUCGGUCAGCAAGCAGACGAUCGAAGCCAGUGCGCGCUACACGACCGUGCGACAACUCUUCACGUCCCCCGCCGACUACGACCCGGCGCGCGAGACGCACUACGUGCUGGUGGUGCACGGCACGUUCGACUCGCCGCCCGCCGCGGGGAAUCCGCCGCCGUGGUACUUCCUGGACGCGAAGCGCGCCGACAACUUCUGCCACCUCAUCGCCAAGGACCUCAAGGGCACGCCGCUCGGCUUCGACGCCGUCUGGCGCCAACUGCCCGACUCGCACGCGGGCAUGCGGCUGCGCGAGGACGUGCCGUACCCUUUCCACUGGUCGGGGCACAACACGCACGAGGCGCGCGUCGGUGGUGAGCGCGCCUGGGGGGGAAGAUGGGUGAGCGCGCCUGGGGGGGAAGAUGGGUACAGUGAGCAGCAAGGGGCAAGGAUGAUGGGAACGGCACGGCCAAAGGCAGCACGCCAUGCUUGCUCGUCCUCGUGCAAACCAUCUCUCUUAUCCGCCAAUGCCGCCACUCAUUACCCCCCCGAACCCAUCUAUUCCACCACGGGCCCCCCUCCUUUCCCCCUCCCUGGCGCAGCGGGCAAAGCGUUGGCGCAGCUGAUCCACGCGGUGGGGCGCGCGGACCCGUCGGCGCGCGUGCACGUGGUGGCGCACAGCCACGGGGGCAACGUGGCGCUCAAGGCCGUGUCCAAGUACCUCUCCAUGCUGCGCCGCGACUCCCGCGACCCUGCGCGCGCCUCCCACGACCAGAUCACCGCCGCCUUCUGGGAGGCGCACGCUGAAGGGUACCGAAGCAUAAAGGAGCACCAGCAGGUGAAAGUGGGCGCGGUCUGGAUGCUGGCGUUCGCGCCGUUCCUGGUGGUGAAGCGGCCAUGGCGGGGCGACGAGGCGCUAGGCGCCUUCCCCUACGCCUACUUCCGACGCGUUGACUCGCUUCUCGGCCUUCCCAAGCGAGUGCCGCCCCCUGAACCCCUCCUUCUCCGCUCCCCCUCACUCCUGUCCUUCAAGGCCGCCCGCCUCCUCCACUCGCUCCCCACCUCCCUCCACUCUCUGCUCCUCUUUCCCUCUUCUCACCCUCUUCGUCACUCCCUUUGUCUCUCCCACAUAUCUCCUCCACCCACCGGCCAUAACCCCGCAACCCUGUACCCCUUCCCUUGUCCGUCCCCCACUCCCUCCCCCCAGGGUGCGGCAGGCCAAGCCGCGCGCACCAUGGCGGGCACCAUCCUCGCCCUCUCCGUGCUGGUGUUUGUGGUCAUCGUGGGCGCCGUGGUGUCCGUCAAGUACGCCAUCUUCCACGAGGUCAACACCGCUGACCUCACCGGCGGCGAGCUCACAUUCUGGGUAACAGUGGCACUGGUGUCAGUGGCGGUGGUGGUGUACAACACGUUGAGCAGCAAGCGGUACAGCGACGGCAACGUGUAUUUCACGGAGAAGAAGGCGUGGAGCCCAGCCAUGAGCGCGCUCGUGCUCAACGCAGGGAAGCUCGACGAGGCCGCCCUCGCACUCUCCACGGAGCCCCUCGUGCGCGCAUACCUCAUGCCGCAGGUCAAGCGCCACCUCUUCUCUCCGCGCAUCCCCCAUCCCCUCAAUCCUCCAUUCCCCACACCCCAUCCCCUCAAUCCUCCAUUCCCCACACGCCAUGCCCUCGAUCCUCCAUUCCCCACACGCCAUGCCCUCGAUCCUCCAUUCCCCACACCCCAUCCCCUCAAUCCUCCAUUCCCCACACCCCAUCCCCUCAAUCCUCCAUUCCCCACACGCCAUGCCCUCGAUCCUCCAUUCCCCACACGCCAUGCCCGCGUGCGCCAGACCAUGCUGACGCCCGACCCAUGGCGCAUGCUGCGCCCCUUCCCCGCCAAGACAUGGCUGGUGUCGCUGGCCAACCUGUACAACAACUGCUGGGUGGCGCUGUGGACGGUGGUGCUGGCGGUGCCGUACAUGAUCCUGUGGCUGCUCAACUUCCUCCUCGUGCCCUACUUCUGCAACCAGCUGCUGCGCCUCUUCAUCACCCUCGGCUUCGGCCUGCAGAAGGUGUACGUGGAGGAGUGGCUGCGGCUGCCCCCAGCGACGCACAGCAUAGCGCAUUGGAACGUGCAGAAGAUCCUCACCGCCGCCACGCUCGACCAGCUCAAAGACCUCCGCAAGCGAUGUCACCGCUCACUUGACACUCCAUCCGUCUCCAUGCCCUGCCUUGCUGCCCCUCCCACUGCACUCUGCAUGCACCCUCACCCCUUUCUUCCCCUCCUUUCUCCCCUUCUCCCCCCCUUCUCCUCUCCCCUCCGCUGUGUGUGGCAUGGAGCAGCGGUGAUACCAGGGGAGGCAGCGGCAACGGAGGAGGCGUUGAUGGAGGCGCACACGCAGCUCGUGGACCCCCACGCCAUCGCGCAGCGCUGGCGCUUCCUCUGGGAUGACGCGGAGUUGGAGAGGAAGGCGGAGGAGUCGACGACACUGGCGCUGCUAAAGAACCAAGUCGAUAAGAUGGCACACAACCCCCGCAUCUCCAGAGUGGCAUUCGAGCGGGAGUUGAAGGUGGUGUGUGUGACAUUGGAGGAGCGGUACAAGGACAUGACAGGCAACGUGGAGCUGUCGCACGGUAGCUACUUCCGCAACCACGUCGUCAUCGCCGUCAUCGCGCACUUCCUGGCCCACGGAGAGGUGCCCUCUUGGGCGCCGCAGCUGGGGGAGAUGACCCCGCCCGCUCAGAAGCCCGCCAAGAAGGGCCCCAUGUCGCGCCUCUUCAGCCGCCGCAUCACACCCACCCCUGACGAGCUCAACAGCACCCCCUCGCAAUAA
Messenger RNA from Closterium sp. NIES-65, 2889 nucleotides. The record is from the annotation of a GenBank genome assembly. Lineage: Eukaryota; Viridiplantae; Streptophyta; Zygnematophyceae; Desmidiales; Closteriaceae.